AGUCUCUGUUCAUUUUUAUCAUUAGCAGACCUGAAGCGCCGACAGUUGCUAACAACAGCGGAGCCGAAAUGAGCGGCCUCGUCGUUCUCGCGUCGCUAGUAGUCGUCAUAUUAUCUUUAAUUUAUUAUCUAUCGACAAGAAACCUCAGCUACUGGAAAAAUAAGAAUGUGCCUCACGCCGACCCAUUGCCUCUUUUGGGCAACUAUGGCACAUAUAUAUUGCAGAAAGAACACCCCGGGAUAAUGAUCCAGAAAUUGUGCAAGAAGUUUAAGAAUGAGCCCUACUUCGGAGCUUACUACGGUACGGAGCCCGCCCUAGUAGUUCAAGACCCCGAGAUCCUCAAGCAUGUGUUAACAAAGGACUUCUACUACACUAGCGGCAGGGAAUCGUCCAAAUAUUCCCAUGGAGAAGUCACCACCCAAAACUUGUUCUUCAGCUCAGGUGACAGGUGGAAAGUAAUUCGACAAAACUUGACUCCUCUCUUCUCUUCCCUCAAGAUGAAGAAUAUGUUUUAUUUGAUUGAAAAGUGUGCUAUUGGCUUCGAAGAUAUGUUGGACGACGAAAUUAAGAUGUCAAAUGUUAUUGAAGCGAGAAGGACAUGCUCAAGGUACACCAUGGACUGUAUAUGUUCCUGUGCCUUCGGAGUGGAGUCUAACACCAUGGCACAAAAAGAAAACAACCCCUUCCUACUCAUGGCAGACGAAAUAUUCGAGUCGUCGAGAUUUCGGGGCUUCAAAAUUAUAUUUAGAGCUGUAUGGCCGUCAAUUUUCUACCGUAUCGGGCUUCAAAUAUUUCCCUCAGCUAUUAACAGUUUCUUCUUCAAGUUAUUGACUGGUAUUUUUGAAAGCCGAGGGUACAAGCCAUCACCAAGAAACGACUUUGUCGAUCAGCUCCUGAAUCUGAAGAAAGAAGAUCAUAUAACUGGAGAGUGUCUAAGCAACGUGAAGACAGGGGGUGACAAGAAGAUACAUUUGAAAGUGGAUGAUGAGCUGCUGGUGGCGCAGUGUAUUUUGUUCUUCUCUGCUGGCUUCGAGACAUCUGCGAAUACUAUGGGUUUUACUUUGUUUGAACUAGCGAAGAACCCGGAGGUGCAGCAAAAGGCUGCUGAGGAGGUGGACGAGUUCAUGCGUCGUCACAACAACAAGCUGGUGUAUGAUUGUGUGACGGAGCUGCCUUACUUGGAGGCUUGUAUGUACGAGGCCAUGCGGAUGUACCCAGUACUGGGGAUCUUGACUCGCGAGGUCAUGGACGAAUAUGUUCUCCCUACAGGCUUGAAGCUAGAUGAAGGUGUCCGCAUCCAUAUCCCGAUUUACUAUAUGCACUAUAAUCCCGAAUUUUUCCCUGAACCUUACAAGUACAAUCCAGAACGGUUCAUGCCUGGAAACAAGGAGAAUAUUAACCCUAAUACGUACUUCGCAUUCGGAUCUGGACCCAGACUGUGUAUAGGUAAGCGUUUCUCAAAGAUGCAAGUGAUGUCUGGUCUCAUCACGUUCUUGAAGAAAUAUAAAGUGGAACUGGCAGAUGGAAUGGAAUCAGAGCUGGAAUUUGACCCUAAGACCUUAUUGACCCAACCGCUGCACAAUCGCAUUGCAUUAAAAUUGACUGAACGUGAAGGAUGGGAGCAAAGAAGAUUCGUACGAACGUAAUUUGUACGUAAAUAAGAGAGCUUAGUACGAGUUUGUUUUAUGUUUAACGAGAUCGAAACGAGAGCGCGUUCGGCGCUCUGAUUGGCCGGCUCGAAUGAACCAACCAAUCACAUCGCCGAACGCGCUCUAGUUUCGUGUUUGUUUAACGUAAAGCAAACUUGUACUAAGGAUAAAGGUCUAGCCUAGACAUAUUACAUAAGGCUGAAGAGAUUGUAGUAAAUAAGUUUAUAUAUCAUAUCGC
Spodoptera frugiperda (fall armyworm) is the source of this 1887-nucleotide messenger RNA. RefSeq names its product cytochrome P450 6B4. Lineage: Eukaryota; Metazoa; Arthropoda; Insecta; Lepidoptera; Noctuidae. Gene Ontology annotation, molecular function: oxidoreductase activity, acting on paired donors, with incorporation or reduction of molecular oxygen; iron ion binding; monooxygenase activity. The transcript has 2 exons. The record is from RefSeq and is a predicted model, not a curated record. The coding region runs from base 69 to 1646 and encodes 525 amino acids.